Ochotona curzoniae (black-lipped pika) is the source of this 4799-nucleotide messenger RNA. RefSeq names its product protein tyrosine phosphatase receptor type K (gene PTPRK). The record is from RefSeq and is a predicted model, not a curated record. The coding region runs from base 26 to 4444 and encodes 1472 amino acids. Gene Ontology annotation, molecular function: protein tyrosine phosphatase activity; protein binding. Gene Ontology annotation, cellular component: membrane. NCBI's taxonomy places the organism in Eukaryota, Metazoa, Chordata, Mammalia, Lagomorpha, Ochotonidae. The transcript has 34 exons. Gene Ontology annotation, biological process: protein dephosphorylation.
GCUUGAAACUUCUCCCAAACUCGACAUGGAAACAGCGGCGGCGGCGGCGCUGCCCGCGUUCCUGGCGCUCUGGUUCCUCUCGGCUUGGCUUUUCCUGGGGUCUGCCCAAGGCCAGUUCUCCGCAGGUGGCUGCACUUUUGAUGACGGCCCCGGGGCCUGCGAUUACCACCAGGACCUGUAUGAUGACUUUGAGUGGGUGCAUGUCAGUGCACAGGAGCCCCACUAUCUGCCGCCUGAGAUGCCACAAGGUUCCUAUAUGGUAGUGGACUCUUCCAAUCAUGACCCUGGAGAAAAAGCCAGACUUCAGCUCCCUACGAUGAAGGAGAACGACACUCAUUGCAUUGAUUUUAGUUACCUGCUGUACAGCCAGAAAGGACUGAAUCCUGGCACUUUGAACAUAUUAGUUAGGGUCAAUAAAGGACCACUCGCUAAUCCGAUUUGGAAUGUCACUGGAUUCACGGGUCGAGAUUGGCUUCGGGCUGAACUAGCAGUGAGCACCUUUUGGCCCAACGAAUAUCAGGUGAUAUUUGAAGCGGAAGUCUCAGGCGGGAGAAGUGGAUACAUCGCCAUUGAUGACAUCCAAGUCCUCAGUUAUCCUUGCGAUAAAUCUCCUCAUUUCCUCCGACUUGGGGAUGUAGAGGUCAAUGCAGGGCAGAAUGCUACAUUUCAGUGUAUCGCUACAGGGAGAGACGCAGUACAUAACAAGUUAUGGCUGCAGAGACGAAAUGGAGAAGAUAUACCGGUAGCCCAGACUAAGAACAUCAAUCACAGAAGAUUUGCCGCUUCCUUCAGAUUGCAAGAAGUGACAAAAACUGACCAGGAUUUGUAUCGCUGUGUAACUCAGUCAGAACGAGGUUCGGGUGUAUCCAAUUUUGCUCAACUUAUUGUGAGAGAACCACCAAGACCCAUUGCUCCUCCCCAGCUACUCGGUGUGGGACCUACCUAUUUGCUGAUUCAACUAAAUGCUAAUUCCAUCAUUGGUGAUGGUCCUAUUAUCCUGAAAGAAGUGGAGUACCGGAUGACAUCAGGAUCCUGGACGGAGACCCAUGCAGUCAACGCUCCAACGUACAAAUUGUGGCAUUUAGAUCCAGAUACGGAAUAUGAAAUCCGAGUCCUACUUACCAGACCCGGUGAGGGUGGAACAGGACUGCCAGGACCUCCACUGAUUACCAGAACGAAGUGUGCAGAACCUAUGCGAACCCCAAAGACAUUAAAAAUUGCCGAAAUACAGGCAAGACGCAUUGCUGUGGAUUGGGAAUCCUUGGGCUACAACAUUACUCGGUGCCACACGUUCAAUGUCACGAUCUGCUACCAUUUCUUUCGUGGUCACAAUGAGAGCAAGGCGGACUGUUUAGACAUGGAUCCCAAAGCCCCUCAACAUGUUGUGGACCAUCUGCCUCCUUAUACAAAUGUCAGCCUCAAGAUGAUCCUAACCAAUCCUGAAGGAAGAAAGGAGAGUGAGGAGACAAUUAUUCAAACUGAUGAAGAUGUGCCUGGUCCUGUACCUGUCAAAUCACUUCAAGGAACAUCCUUUGAAAAUAAGAUCUUCUUGAAUUGGAAAGAACCUUUGGAACCAAAUGGAAUCAUCACUCAGUAUGAGGUCAGCUAUAGCAGCAUAAGAUCCUUUGAUCCGGCGGUUCCGGUAGCAGGACCUCCCCAGACUGUGUCAAAUCUGUGGAACAGCACUCACCAUGUCUUCAUGCAUCUCCACCCUGGGACCACCUAUCAGUUUUUCAUUCGAGCCAGCACUGUCAAAGGCUUUGGACCACCCACAGCCAUCAACGUGACUACUAAUAUCUCAGCUCCGACUUUACCCGACUAUGAAGGAGUCGAUGCGUCUCUCAAUGAAACUGCCACUACGAUAACUGUAUUGUUGAGACCAGCUCAAGCCAAAGGUGCACCUAUCAGUGCCUAUCAGAUCGUCGUGGAGGAGCUGCACCCACACCGAACCAAGAGAGAAGCAGGGGCCAUGGAGUGCUACCAGAUUCCUGUGACCUACCAACAUGCCAUGAGCGGGGGGGCGCCUUAUUACUUUGCGGCAGAACUCCCACCUGGAAACCUCCCGGAACCCGCCCCGUUCACAGUGGGGGACAACAGGACAUAUCAAGGUUUUUGGAACCCCCCUCUGGCUCCCCGCAAGGGAUACAACAUCUAUUUUCAGGCCAUGAGCAGUGUGGAGAAGGAAACUAAAACCCAGUGUGUACGAAUUGCUACAAAAGCAGCAGCAACAGAAGAGCCAGAAGUGAUACCCGAUCCUGCCAAGCAGACAGACCGAGUGGUGAAAAUAGCAGGAAUUAGUGCCGGAAUUCUUGUGUUCGUCCUCCUCCUCCUGGUUGUCGUGUUAGUUGUCAAAAAGAGGAGGAGCUACUAUUCUUACUCCUACUACCUCAAACUUGCUAAAAAACGCAAAGAUGCUAUGGGGAACACCCGGCAGGAAAUGACUCACAUGGUGAAUGCGAUGGAUCGAAGUUACGCAGAUCAGAGCACUCUGCAUGCAGAAGAUCCUCUUUCCAUCACCUUCAUGGACCAGCAUAAUUUUAGCCCCAGAUUGCCCAAUGAUCCACUUGUGCCGACUGCUGUGUUAGUCCCUAUAACUGAUGAAAACCACAGUGCUACAGCAGAAUCCAGCCGCCUUCUGGAUGUACCUCGCUACCUCUGUGAGGGGACAGAAUCCCCGUACCAGACAGGACAGUUGCACCCAGCCAUCAGGGUAGCCGACCUGCUGCAGCACAUUAAUCUAAUGAAGACAUCGGACAGCUAUGGGUUCAAAGAGGAAUAUGAGAGUUUCUUUGAAGGACAGUCAGCAUCUUGGGAUGUUGCUAAGAAAGAUCAAAAUAGAGCAAAAAACCGAUAUGGAAACAUUAUUGCAUAUGACCACUCCAGAGUAAUUUUGCAACCUGUUGAGGAUGAUCCUUCUUCAGAUUACAUUAAUGCCAACUAUAUAGAUAUUUGGCUGUACAGGGAUGGUUACCAAAGACCAAGCCAUUAUAUUGCCACUCAAGGCCCAGUUCAUGAAACAGUAUAUGAUUUCUGGAGAAUGAUUUGGCAAGAACAGUCUGCCUGCAUUGUAAUGGUUACAAACUUAGUUGAAGUUGGCCGGGUUAAAUGCUAUAAAUAUUGGCCUGAUGACACUGAAGUUUAUGGUGACUUCAAAGUCACUUGUGUAGAAAUGGAACCACUUGCUGAAUAUGUAGUUAGAACGUUCACCCUGGAGAGGAGAGGCUACAAUGAGAUCCGUGAAGUUAAACAGUUUCACUUCACUGGCUGGCCUGACCAUGGGGUGCCCUACCAUGCCACAGGGCUCCUUUCCUUCAUCCGGCGAGUCAAGUUAUCUAACCCUCCUAGUGCUGGUCCUAUUGUGGUGCAUUGCAGUGCUGGUGCUGGACGAACUGGCUGUUAUAUUGUGAUUGACAUCAUGUUGGACAUGGCUGAGAGAGAAGGUGUUGUUGACAUCUAUAACUGUGUUAAGGCCUUAAGAUCUCGACGCAUCAACAUGGUCCAGACAGAAGAGCAGUACAUUUUUAUUCAUGAUGCAAUUUUGGAAGCCUGCUUGUGUGGAGAAACUGCUAUACCUGUCUGUGAAUUUAAAGCUGCAUAUUUUGAUAUGAUUAGAAUAGACUCGCAGACUAACUCUUCACAUCUCAAAGAUGAAUUUCAGACUCUGAAUUCAGUCACCCCUCGACUACAAGCUGAAGACUGCAGUAUAGCAUGCCUGCCAAGGAACCAUGACAAGAAUCGUUUCAUGGACAUGCUGCCACCUGACAGAUGUCUGCCUUUUUUAAUUACAAUUGAUGGGGAGAGCAGUAACUACAUCAAUGCUGCUCUUAUGGAUAGCUACAGGCAACCAGCUGCUUUCAUCGUCACACAAUAUCCUCUGCCAAACACUGUGAAAGACUUCUGGAGAUUAGUGUAUGAUUAUGGCUGUACCUCCAUUGUGAUGUUAAAUGAAGUCGACUUGUCCCAGGGCUGCCCUCAGUACUGGCCGGAAGAAGGGAUGCUGCGAUACGGCCCUAUCCAAGUGGAAUGUAUGUCUCGUUCAAUGGAUUGUGAUGUUAUCAACCGGAUUUUUAGGAUAUGCAACUUAACAAGACCCCAGGAAGGCUACCUGAUGGUACAGCAGUUUCAGUAUCUAGGCUGGGCUUCUCAUCGGGAAGUGCCUGGCUCCAAACGCUCGUUUUUAAAACUGAUACUACAGGUGGAAAAAUGGCAAGAGGAAUGUGAAGAAGGGGAAGGUCGGACGAUCAUCCACUGCCUAAAUGGUGGCGGGCGAAGUGGAAUGUUCUGUGCCAUAGGCAUUGUUGUUGAAAUGGUGAAACGGCAAAAUGUUGUCGAUGUUUUCCAUGCAGUGAAAACGCUAAGGAACAGCAAGCCAAACAUGGUGGAAGCCCCGGAGCAGUACCGUUUCUGCUAUGAUGUGGCUCUGGAGUAUCUGGAAUCAUCUUAGUUGGCUGAGUCUCUGAGGCGCACUGAAGCGAGAAGCCCCAUCGUCUGUGGAGCCAGCAGCUGUUGCACCUGUUACACCUGUGCAGAGAUGUGGAUGUGGGGGGUGGGAGACUUUUACAUUGGAGAGGUGAAAGUAUUUUUCUUACGAAAUUGUGUGACUUCAUUGAAAAAAGGACUUGACGAGUUUCUCUUACUGUAUUAAAGCAUCAGCAUUUCAUGCCACAUAGAUUCUAUUUAAUCAGAACCAUUUUCAGGUGAGAUCUUACAGUAUUUGUACAGUGAAUCUUCAGCUUUCUCUCUCCUGAUUUCAGUAGAGCAGCCGUCACGUGUUGCAUGAAUGGAUACUUCCUAUGUGG